Molecule: messenger RNA, 524 nt
Organism: Racocetra persica
Lineage: Eukaryota; Fungi; Glomeromycota; Glomeromycetes; Diversisporales; Gigasporaceae
Source: the annotation of a GenBank genome assembly
CCUGCUAUAGAAUUAAUAUCUGAGCCCUCAAUCGAACCUCGCAAUUCAUCUAAAAUGUUAAAUAUUUCAUUCGUAGCAACACAAAAAGAUUUGAUCUAUAAAACAAAUUACAUUGAUAUUCUUAGAACUCCGAAUUUAUUAGACAAUAUUCCAUUUGUGGGUUCUACCAUUGAUACCUCACCUAUAAAUGCCAUUCAUUGCGACAUAAUAUAUGAACAAAUCUUGUUGACUAUUACUAAAGAUAAAAUUAGAAUUUCCAAGCAGUUUGAAGCCGCUAUUACAGGAGCGAUAAAAAAAGAAAACCCAUAUAAUGAUUUAGAAGAAAUCUUUAAAGAAUAUGGACAAGUUUUUUGUUUAGAAUUUAUAAUGGGCGAAAGAAUAACAAAGUUAAACGGAUUUUCACAUUUUAAGCAGGAAGAUCUUACAAAAAUAGUAAGCAACGGAUUUAAAGAACUAACGGACUGUCAUGAAAUUUUGGCUGAAUGGAAAAACCUUCUUAAUCAACACAAAAUGGAUUCGGAAAG